AUGGGCAAUGGGAUGAGCAGCCAUGGAGUCCCAGUCACCCGCUGGACGGCCGCAGCGCUUCUCAGCAGCGCCCUGGUCCAGCGUCUCGCAGCCGGCAGAGUCGAGCUCUGCUCCGAGAUCCUCUGCUGGCUGCUGCUGCCGACGCUCUCCAGGGCUGCCGCCGCCGCUGCUGCUAGACGGCCCCAGGGUGCGCCUGCUCGCUCCUCGAGGGCUGGUCCCCUGAGCCUGCGGGACUCGCCCCAGCGCCACGCGGGUUCGGCGCUCUCGCUCUGGGUGGCUGCCCUUUGCAUAGUCCUGUCCUGUCUCUCGAGAGCUGAGAUCCGUCUUCUAGCGUUCUUCCCAGCGUUGACUCCCUCACUUCUGGCAGUUCAGCGACACUUUGGCUCUUCUUAUUCCUCUGUUGCUUCUGCUUCUGCUUCUACUUCCGCCUCUGCUUCUUAUUCGUCCUGGCUGUUUUAUUCCCUGGCAAAUACCCUCUGGGGCACUUCGUUGGUGGCUCUUCUGUUCAUUCUCACCCUCUCCGACUGGGACUUCAGGGGCCAUGCUCUUUCGGCUCUUCCUGUCCUGGCGCUGUUGGGAGUCUACCUCACUUUCAUGCCAAAGUCGGAGAGGAGGAAGAAGGUGUCUCUCCUGCCAGACGUCAACAUCGAAGAUGCUGUUGUUCCUGUCUCGCUGCGAGUUGUCCCCUUGCUGCUCGUCUCCCUAGGCGUCGAAGUCGCUCUCUUUGGCUUUCCGUCAGGGGGUGCUAUCCUCACUCUGAUGCUCGGCUGUGCAAAGUCCCUAUCCUGGUAUUCCAUCAUUCAAGCAGCUAGAUACUCCUCAUGGUGCACUGCUGCUGCAACAGGCACCUUUGGCAUCAUGUCGACCCUUAGCCCCUUUAUGCAGUCUUCAGGUACCAAGGCCCUGUCCCAUGUAAUAGCAUCCCUAUUCUCCCUAGGUCAGACCAUCCACAUGCUCCCAAAGCAAGCAUCAAACAAAUCGGCUCUCUGGGUCUUCUCCCUGGUGUCUCUAGUACCUUAUCUAGCCAAUAUAGUCGCUAUCAGGCCUGCAGACUCCCCACAGCUUUACUUUGCCAAAUCUCACAAAUCCCCCAUCAUCGAUGACUUUGACAUGAUAUACACUGCUAUCUCGCCGUUUUGGAAACUGAGCGGUAAACAGGUGAUUGAAACCAUGGACCGCGCUCAAAGCACUGCAGACAGCGAGCUUUGGCUCUGCAAUUUUCAUGGCUCCAUAACUAAGACUCAGUGUCAUCAUCCCAGUCGCUCCUUUGACAGACAUAUCCAGCUUCUGUUUGAUACCUUACUGAAAGACAUACCAGGAACCAUCCCAGAUGUCAAGUUUCUCGUCAACCACUUGGACGAGCCGAGAGUCGUACUCCCUCAUAAUAGCCAGGACACGGAUAGUACCAAAUUCAAUCUGACCAAUCUCUCCAGACAGCCAGCUUGGGAGCCGGUCACCAAGCAUUGCGGUUCUAAGAAGGGCCAUUCUAGCAAUCCAGUGGAGAUAUAUUCAUAUGGUCUUCCUUUCGUCAUCAAUCGAACAGAAGAUAUGGAUCUGUGCACUCACCCUGAAUACGCCACCAUGAAUGGCCUCUUCAUGAGUCCUACCUCCCUCCGCCUGUUCGAGGGCCUGGUACCCAUCUUAUCAACCGGCUCACCUCUCGCCAUGGGAGACAUCCUAUACCCUAGUCCCGCCUACAUUGAAUCUGAGUUCCAAUACGAUAGCACAAAGGACGUCGCAUGGCUUAAGAAACGCAACAAUCUCUACUGGGCUGGUUCUACGACUGGCGCCUUUGCUCAAACAAGCUCCUGGAAACACUACCACCGCCAAAGAUUCGUUGCUCUUGCACAGAACCUGGAAACACGCAAGCAUGGCUAUAUCCACAAGACCGAAGGUGUACUCAGCAGCGUCAGGUCAUACUUCCUUAAUGCCAGGCUAUACGACGUUGCCUUCACCAAGAUAUUUCAAUGCGAGACCAAAUACUGCAGAGAACAAAGGGCUUACUUCCCUUCCAAACCGUGGGCAGACAAGGACAAAGCAUUCAAGUCUCGACUGGUCUUUGAUAUAGACGGUAACGCCAUCAACUUUAUUGCGGGAAUGGCAUGA
Molecule: messenger RNA, 2106 nt
Organism: Nannizzia gypsea CBS 118893
Lineage: Eukaryota; Fungi; Ascomycota; Eurotiomycetes; Onygenales; Arthrodermataceae
Exons: 5
Coding region: 1-2106 (701 amino acids)
Source: RefSeq, a predicted model, not a curated record